Messenger RNA from Neoarius graeffei (lesser salmon catfish), 399 nucleotides. It is a transcript of the gene nppal, whose product is annotated as natriuretic peptide A-like. Gene Ontology annotation, molecular function: hormone receptor binding; hormone activity. Gene Ontology annotation, cellular component: extracellular region. The transcript has 2 exons. The record is from RefSeq and is a predicted model, not a curated record. Lineage: Eukaryota; Metazoa; Chordata; Actinopteri; Siluriformes; Ariidae. Bases 1 to 399 code for a protein of 132 amino acids.
AUGAAAGCCAACUUCUACGUGUUCUGCAUCUCUUUGCUCCUGCUUUUGAACCUCAUCGGGGCCAAACCGCUCUCUGAGUUACAGGAGAGCCUUAAGGAGCUUUUGGAGGAGGAACAAACUGCGAACGCGCCUUUCCUUGCUCCGGAGGAGUCGGAGUCGGUGUCGGAGUCGGAGUCGGAGCGGAGAGGCGGGACAGAGGAGCGGCGCGCUCUGAGUGGAAGCGCGUGGACCGUCGGGGAGAUCAGCGGCGCGCUCGCGGCCAAAGAGAACGCACUGGAUCGCCUCAUCGGGGACAUCCUGUCCGUGUCCAAACGCAGUCGCUUCAAGAAAGGUGGCCUAAGGAGCUGCUUUGGUGUUAGGCUAGAGCGCAUCGGCUCUUUCAGUGGUCUCGGAUGCUAG